Molecule: messenger RNA, 3745 nt
Organism: Dryobates pubescens (Downy woodpecker)
Lineage: Eukaryota; Metazoa; Chordata; Aves; Piciformes; Picidae
Gene: TMPRSS6
Product: transmembrane serine protease 6
Exons: 18
Coding region: 122-2494 (790 amino acids)
Biological process (GO): proteolysis
Molecular function (GO): serine-type endopeptidase activity; protein binding
Source: RefSeq, a predicted model, not a curated record
ACCUCCAUUUCAGAAAAGAACAGGGUGAGCUGACCCAUUGCAGCAGGACACUGCAGGACAAAGGCCAAGCUGAAGGGAGAUGGCAGCAGGUUAUUGAUUGCUGAGGAGACCUUGAGCUUGGAUGCCCCUGAUGGAGGCCGAGGAACAGGAGGAAGAUUCCAGCUCCCUCUCAAAGGACGGAUCAGAGACUAACUCACGAGACUGCCUCCGCUAUGUGUCCCUUGGGAUAGCCUUUCUGUUGCUGGCUGGAGCUGCUGCAGCAACCUGGUAUUUCCUAGACUACAGACCAUGGCACCUGGAACCAGCCAUCCUGCAGUUUUACUGUGGCAGCCUCCAGGUCCUUAACCGCCGAUACUUCCCGGACCUUGGGCGGCUGGAGUCCAGAGCCUUCUGGUUGGAGUCAGCGAAGCUCCAGAACAUGCUGAAGGAACUGAUUCGUGCCACAGAGCUGGGUCGAUACUACAACUCGAGCACAGUGUAUGCCUUUGGGGAGGGAGCUCUGACCUUCUUCUUCUGGUUUGCCCUCCAAAUCCCUGAGAGCCAGCAGAAGGAGGUGACUGCUGAGAGGGUAAACACAACGCUCCACCAAGAGCUCUCCACCAGAUUUAACAGCUCAGGCAGCCUGUCCUACCAGACGGAGUACAGAGUCAACCCAGACUCACUGAUCCUGCUGGAAUCCAGUGUGAAAGACAUAGUAGUGCUGAAAUCCACUCUGGGUUGCUACAGGUACAGCUAUGUCCAGGAGGAUGACGUCCUAAGGUUGGAGGGUCCUGACUACCUGGCAUCCAGUUGUCUUUGGCACCUGCACAGCCCGGAGGGCUACAUGAUCAAGCUGCACCUGGAGUGGACUCUCACAGACUGCAGGGAUCGCCUGGCUAUGUAUGACACAGCCGGGCCCCUGGAGAAACACCUCAUCACCUCGGUCUACGGCUGCAGCCGGCAGGAACCUGUUGUGGAAGUGCUUUCCUCUGGCCCUGUCAUGUCUGUUGUGUGGAAGAAAGCCAUGUACAGCUACUAUGACCCCUUCAUCCUCUCAGUGCAAGCAGUGCCCCUCAAAGCCUGUGAAGUGAACAUAACUCUGCAGGAGAGGCUGGAGAUGCAGGGGAAGAUUGGCACCCCACACUACCCCAGUUACUACUCACCCAAUACACAGUGCACCUGGCACAUGACGGUCCCAUCCCUCAGCUAUGGGGUCACCCUGUGGUUCGAUGCCUACUCACUCAGCAGACAGAAACAGGACCUGCCCUGUACCCAAGGCCAGUGGAUAAUUCAGAACAGAAGGUUGUGUGGCCUCCGGACCCUGCAAGACUACGCUGAGCGGAUCCCAGUCACAUCCUCUGCUGACAUCACCAUCACCUUCACCUCACAGAUCUCCUUAACUGGCCCUGGUGUUCAGGCAGCUUACAGCCUGUACAACCAAUCUGACCCUUGCCCUGGGGAGUUCCUGUGUUCUGUAAAUGGUUUGUGUGUUCCAGCCUGUGAUGGGAUCAAAGAUUGCCCCAAUGGACUGGAUGAGAGAAAUUGUGUGUGCCCUGCGAAGUUCCAGUGCCAUGAGGACAGCACUUGCAUCGAGUUCAGCAGGGUCUGCAACCAGCAGCUGGACUGUGUCAAUGGGAGUGAUGAGGAGCAGUGCAGUGAAGUGGUGCCCUGUGGUCCUUUCACCUACCGCUGUGAAGAUGGCACUUGUGUGAAGAAACCCAACCCCCUGUGUGACACCACGGCAGACUGCAAGGACCUGUCCGACGAGAAGUACUGUGACUGCGGGCUGCAAGCCCCUCUCAGCAGGAUCGUGGGCGGUGCCAAUUCUGUGGAAGGGGAAUGGCCGUGGCAGGCCAGCCUGCAGGUCCGGGGGCGCCACAUCUGCGGGGGCACGCUCGUUGCUGACCGCUGGGUGGUCUCAGCCGCACACUGCUUCCAGGAUGACAGGCUGGCCUCUGCCUCUAUCUGGACUGUGUACUUGGGCAAAUACUUUCAGAAUGCCACCAGCCACACAGAGGUGUCCUUCAAGGUGAUCCGCCUCUUCCUUCACCCUUAUUACGAGGAGGACAGCCAUGAUUACGACGUGGCGCUGCUCCAGCUGGACCAUCCUGUGAUCAUCUCACCCUUAAUCCAGCCCAUCUGCUUGCCUGCUCCGUCUCAUCUCUUCGAGCCUGGCCUUCACUGCUGGAUCACUGGCUGGGGAGCCCUCAAGGAAGGCGGGCACAUCAGCAACAUUCUGCAGAAGGUGGAUGUGCAGCUCAUCCAGCAAGACAUCUGCAACGAGGCCUAUCACUACAUGAUUUCUCCCAGGAUGCUGUGUGCUGGGUACCAAAUGGGCAAGAAAGAUGCCUGCCAGGGCGAUUCUGGAGGUCCUCUGGCCUGCAAGGAGCCCAGUGGCAGGUGGUUUCUGGCAGGUUUGGUCAGCUGGGGAAUGGGAUGUGCACGUCCCAAUCACUAUGGAGUAUACACCAGGAUCACUCAAGUGCUGGGCUGGAUGAACCAAACCAUGAGCUGAGAAAAGUGCAUCUCUGCCUCUCCCCAUCAGACCUACACUCACAUGGCACUCAUUCCUCAUCUUGCUCACUUGCCUCUCAGAGACAAGAGUUUCUGUGUGGGAUGUUACCAGACUCAAGAUGCUCUUCUGAGCAUGGUAAAACAAAACAAAACCAAACCAACCCAGAAAUCUACAAAGGUGCUGUGGGGAUUACAGAGAGAAGCAGGCAGACCCUCUUCCUCCUCAGUGCUUUCCAGGGAGCAUCCCAAGGUGGUUUUAGGCCAUCCAUCCAUCCAAAAGAGGUGUUGAAGGGGGCAGGGAAUGGACAAUAACAUAAUACCCAACAAUGGUCCCAAGUUGAUGGUUUCUGAGAAAAGGAAUGAGGGGACUUGAACUUUCCAUGAACCAUGUGAUUCAGCCACAAUCCUGCGCUGGAACAUUUGCUGAAAGAAAAUGUGACUGAUGUAGUUAGAGAUUCCAGUAACUGCGAAAUCAAUCUGCCUCCCUCUUCCUUCCUGCUGCUCGUCCUUCUUCCCCCUUCCCCUCCCAUCACUCCUCCUCUUCCAUCUCCCUAAUUGCUUUUCUUAGCUGGCUUGUGCUGCUCAGUGUGCUGCUCAGCUCAGCCAGGCAACUCUUCACGUCUCACUGACUCCCAGGCAUGAGUCCAGCAUCACACCCCCAGGCGCGUGUCCUGCCUCCCAGCUGCAGCAGCACCCAGCCUCCACUGAGCCCAGCCUCCACUGCUGCACUUUCCUCAGGGAAAGGCCCCAGCCCUCAAUAUAAACAUCUGAGCAGCCUCCCAUCCCCUUCCUUCAGCCCUUCUAAAUACCUUUAGUAUGAGUGUGUCUCAAUUGCUUACAUCUCCUAACUCAGAUGAUCCAGGAGGUGGAAGAGAAGGCUUGAGGGCACAGUGCUUAAACAGUGACUGCUCUGGGUCUGGUUGUUUUUUACUGAAGACAUCCAUGUAUGUAUAUACCAUGGGCCACUCUUUGGAAUUAGAAAUAAAAUUAAUCUGAAAGGGGUUUUGGCUCUAGUUUGCCUUUCUCUGUGAAAAAUUAUCUGGGAGUUUUUAUCAUUUUGACCAAACAAAAGUUUCCACAGCCCUGCCCCACCUCUCAGCUGGCCCUCAGGAGCAAUGGGGUCAACAGAUUACCUAGAUAGGUCCUCACUUAUUGUUAUCAUUUAGGAAUGCAGAUACCAGUAAGCAAACCUGCUCUGUAGCCCAGCUGCCUGCAGUGGAGAUGCAGCACAGCUGCAGAAAGAAGUUCCUCA